Messenger RNA from Artibeus jamaicensis (Jamaican fruit-eating bat), 1401 nucleotides. It is a transcript of the gene GABRG1, whose product is annotated as gamma-aminobutyric acid type A receptor subunit gamma1. Gene Ontology annotation, cellular component: neuron projection; dendrite membrane; synapse. Lineage: Eukaryota; Metazoa; Chordata; Mammalia; Chiroptera; Phyllostomidae. The coding region runs from base 1 to 1401 and encodes 466 amino acids. The transcript is spliced from 9 exons. The record is from RefSeq and is a predicted model, not a curated record. Gene Ontology annotation, molecular function: inhibitory extracellular ligand-gated monoatomic ion channel activity; transmitter-gated monoatomic ion channel activity involved in regulation of postsynaptic membrane potential; GABA-gated chloride ion channel activity. Gene Ontology annotation, biological process: regulation of postsynaptic membrane potential; chloride transport; gamma-aminobutyric acid signaling pathway.
AUGGGUCCUCGGAAAGCUCUUCUCUUCUCCCCUUUCCUCCUGUGGAGUCAAAGUAGAGGGGUGCGGCUCAUGUUCUUGUUACUCACCCUGCACCUGGGAAACUGUGUUGUUGAUAAAGCAGAUGAUGAAGAUGAUGAGGAUUUAACAGUCAACAAAACUUGGGUUUUGGCACCAAAGAUUCAUGAAGGAGAUGUAACACAAAUUCUCAAUUCAUUGCUUCAAGGCUAUGACAAUAAACUUCGCCCCGAUAUAGGAGUGAGGCCAACAGUAAUCGAAACCGAUGUUUAUGUGAACAGCAUUGGACCAGUUGAUCCCAUAAAUAUGGAAUACACGAUUGACAUAAUUUUUGCCCAAACCUGGUUUGACAGUCGUUUAAAAUUCAACAGUACCAUGAAAGUGCUUAUGCUUAAUAGUAAUAUGGUUGGAAAAAUCUGGAUUCCUGACACUUUCUUCAGAAACUCAAGAAAAUCUGAUGCUCAUUGGAUAACAACUCCCAACCGUCUGCUUCGAAUUUGGAACGAUGGGCGAGUUCUGUACACUCUACGGUUGACAAUUAAUGCAGAAUGUUAUCUUCAGCUUCAUAACUUCCCUAUGGAUGAACACUCCUGCCCACUGGAAUUUUCAAGCUAUGGAUACCCUAAAAAUGAAAUUGAGUAUAAAUGGAAAAAGCCUUCUGUAGAAGUGGCUGAUCCUAAAUAUUGGAGAUUGUAUCAGUUUGCAUUUGUAGGGUUGCGGAACUCAACUGAAAUUUGCCACACAAUCUCUGGGGAUUAUGUUAUCAUGACUAUUUUCUUUGACCUGAGCAGACGAAUGGGGUAUUUCACCAUUCAGACCUACAUUCCAUGUAUUCUGACGGUUGUUCUUUCCUGGGUGUCUUUUUGGAUCAAUAAAGAUGCCGUGCCUGCAAGAACCUCACUGGGCAUCACUACCGUUCUGACGAUGACUACUCUGAGUACAAUAGCCAGGAAGUCGUUACCGAAGGUUUCCUACGUGACCGCCAUGGACCUCUUCGUUUCUGUGUGUUUCAUCUUUGUUUUCGCAGCCUUGAUGGAAUACGGCACUUUGCAUUAUUUUACCAGCAACAAAAAAGUAAAGACGGCUAGAGACAGAAAGAUAAAAAGCAAGGCCUCGAUAUCCCCUGGACUCCACCCUGGAUCCACUCUGAUCCCAAUGAACAGCAUCUCUCUGCCACAAGGAGAAGAUGACUACGGGUACCAGUGUUUGGAGGGCAAAGACUGUGCCAGCUUCUUCUGCUGCUUUGAGGACUGCAAAACAGGGUCAUGGCGGGAAGGGAGGAUUCACAUACGCAUUGCCAAAAUUGAUUCCUACUCACGAAUAUUUUUCCCAACAGCUUUUGCUCUGUUCAAUCUGGUUUAUUGGGUUGGGUAUCUUUACUUAUAA